CCUAUAUAUCGCAAUUUGCAAAUGGUCUAUGCAAGUAGUGCCGCUAAUGUUUAAAAGCAAGGCUAUCCGCAGUUUUCCAUUCGCUGCGAGAUGUUUUACAACUUCUGAUAAAAACCCGACAGUACAGCUGCAACGAUCGCCUAACAACAAGAUCUCUGCCAAGGUUCUCACCCGCGUGAUCUGAUUUAUCGCGGCAACAGCUAUACUCCAUUGCAUUUAUUUAUUGGGUUCGUGUCUUUCCUGUGUGUUACGUGGAAAAAACCCACGUCGAACAUGUUAUAUCACGAAGGGUUUCCCGGAGCUGGCAAUUUUUAAGGCUUGGUAGCACCUACGCUGUAAGCCAGAAGCCUGGUUGAUCAAUUUUGAAUCAACCAAUCGCUAUAUAAGGAAUCCCAUUUUCUAAGAGCACCAGAAUUGCAUUGAUUGCGUAAAAUAUUAGUCAACUAGUAACCUUCGCGUCCGGCAAUGUCGAGCCACGAUAUUCGAAAUAAUCCAACUACUUUCCUCGACGAUCCAGUCUGAUCACGAUGCUUCCGGGACCAUUAGGAAAAUAAUAAUCUAAUCGAAUCACGCCAUGGGGUCACUGCCGAAUCUUCAUGAGCUGUCAAGGGAGAAGCUGGAGAGUCCCGUACAUCGGCCAGCUCCCAUUGGAGGCCUCGGACCCAUAAGGCUUCCCCCGCAACCGCCACUCUUAAUGCAUACCCACCGACGGGCGAGGAGCAGCGGCCACCAUCACAACGCGUUAUGGGACAACGACGCGAUGCUCGAGCAGCACAUGGCGACGUACUCCCCGAUCUCUUGCCGCUCGGCGAGGACUUCCGGUCUGGCUUGGCGUCGCCGAGAGUCGAUGAGCUCUUCCGCUGGAGCGUCUUCGGUCCGGAGGCUGAUAGCCGCCGUCCGCUCGACCCCCGCUGGACCGCGGCCCCCGAGGAAGGCGGUGCUCAGACACUGCGCCGCACUCCUCCUCGGUCACGCAGCCGCAUCAGCGGCGAUGCUGCCGAUGUUCCCCCUGCAGGCCGGCCUGGGAGCCUUCAACUCUCAUCUGGGUCCGGUCCUGCUGGCGCUCCUCUUCGCGACGGCGACUCUGACGUCCUGUUUCGCCCCGAUAAUCGUCCAGCGGGUGAACACGAACCUGACACUGUGCUUGGGGCACCUGGUGACGAGCAUCUUCGUCGGGGUGCAUCUCUACCCCGAGUGGUACCUCCUGGUACCGGGCUACGUGCUGCUCGGGGCCUGGGUAAGCCCCUGUUUUCUGGCGCGAACAUCUCAGGUGAACAUAUCAGCGGCGAGACUGAGUCUGGUCAGCUCGGACCCCGAGGACCCCGACGAGACAAGGCGCGAAUGUCAUCUCCGGCGGCUCAGCCGAGGCCUGAGACUCGCAGAGGACAUGGGCCUCGCCGUAGGCUGCCUGGUCGCGGCUAUCCUCGUAAAGAUCACCGACCCAACACCUCCCGCGGGGAUCGACGGCGAGAUCGAGGACUUUUGCGGGGCCGAGUACUGCCCCGAGGAGAAUUACUUCUACAACGAGAGCAUGAUGCUCGUUCCCACCGUGCCGCAUAGCACCUCCACCAUAAUGCUCAGUGUCUGGCUUGGCCUCAGCGUACUUGCCUUGGCCAUCUCUUGCGGGCUCUUGGACUCGCGGAUGAAGGAACCUCAGACCGUCAGCGAACACUCGAGUACCGAGCACUGGCUCCGGGCGAUCAAGACUGCCUUCCAGGACCCUCGACUCCAGUUGGCCACCCCCCUGGCACUUUUUAUUGGCCUCGAGCAAGGCUUCAUGUUCGCUGAUUUUAUGGAGGCUUACGUCGUUUGCGCCCUGGGAGGUGCAGGGACGGUCACUCUCAGUUUUUUGAGUCUGGCCCUGCUGCAGGCGAUUGCUGGGGUCACACUCUCGAUGCUGCUCAGACACAUUAGAAGAUACUUCGUCGUUGACUCUUCUUCCAUGGCUGCGCCGAAGCUCUUGAAAUUUUUUUGCAGAGUUAAUUUCUGCACAGCUUGUGGUGUAUUGUGCGGAACAAUUCAAAUACUUAUAUCUAACAAUGAGAACGAUGAAAUGUCCGACCAAAAGACAAAGACUUGGCGCUUUGUACCUACUUUUGUGACAAAAUAUCUGCAGUUCUCAAAUCCUCGGUGUAUUGUUUUCAAACUCCGGGAUACUUCUAAUUUCAUCACUGAAAACGAGUUCUUCAUGGUCGGAUUAGCAUUUCAUGCUUGCCUGCUUCUCGUCCUCGUGGCUUGGAGACCUGCCGGCGACGAUCCGGCUCUUUUUCACGUUAUUUCCGCUGCCUGGGGCGUCUGCAAUGCGAUUUGGGAAACCUUGAUUUACACUCUACUGCAGAGACUAUAUCCCAGCACGUGGCAAGCCCCUCUCUCGACUUCGCUGUUCUGGCGAUGGCUGGGAUUGGCUCUGGCACUUGGCUUGCACGGACUUGUCUGCACGCGGAUUCGCAUUCUCGGCUUGGCGUCGAUGCUGCUGUUAUCGGUGACCCCGUAUACUUGGUUGGAAAUCCGACUAGCCAAGAGAGGCAAAAGCUUGGCACCAUUGUGACCGCGCAGAAUGGGAUCCGAAUUAUUCAGGGGUAAGCAUUCGCACAGUGGCUGAGGCGGGCUCGGUUCAUCCGGCUGCAGAGCGAGAAGACGUUUGACCAACAUCCGGGACACGGCGAGAAACGUCAAUAACAUUUUCAUCUGCCACACACGCUCACCUCAGAGUUCGAGUCAGCAGCCUGGAAAUUCGGAAAUUUCUCAUAAUGCGUGACUCGGAGCAGCUCUCCUGGAAAUCUACUUGUUUGAGAAACAUCUGAAGUCAGAAAGGCAAUUACUUGUAUCUGCAUAGGUGUAUGUGUGUAUAGAGAAACUUGAGAUGCCGGAUGGACCGAGGCCGAAAAAAUUUGUACCAUGUGAAAAGUCGUUAGAAAAUCGAAGUCACAUAGCCACCUAAAUAUAAUGUCGAACUUCUUUCACGUAGAACGCAUUUGUACGAUUUUUGUAGUACACCACGUCAUAUAUAUGUUACAUGGUAUUGCUAAUCUUAAGUUCCAGCCAUAUAUGCAUGUGCAGUGAACAUAUUUCUAUAAGGUUGUUAAUGAGAACUCGGUUGAUGGCUGAAAAAUUGACAUUCAAUUUACCAGCCUUGACUCUCUGUUUUUUUGCAGCCUUGCACAGUGGUUGAAAAGAAGAAUUAAUAAAAUAAUCAGAAUUAAUGUAAUUUCAAUUUCAGUACAGUCUGUAAUUAUAUAAAACUCUCUGAUUGACUUUCAAAAUUCGUGUUCAAAUGGUUUAUAUUCACACAUGUAAGCAGAUAUAUUUCUUGUAAGAGGAUUCGUCCAAGAACACGUAGCAUUUUCGAAGAAUACAUUUGCAAAGAUAUGAUCCAGAUGAUCUUACACACAGAUACGUCGUAGCCAAAGUAGCUACGCCCUCAUGGAUGUAUACUUAUUAGGGUGGUCGGUAUCCCCAACACAUACUUCUCACCCCUGGAGUCGAUAGAUAAUGC
Diprion similis is the source of this 3496-nucleotide messenger RNA. Its product is annotated as protein unc-93 homolog A. The transcript is spliced from 8 exons. Gene Ontology annotation, cellular component: plasma membrane; striated muscle dense body. NCBI's taxonomy places the organism in Eukaryota, Metazoa, Arthropoda, Insecta, Hymenoptera, Diprionidae. The record is from RefSeq and is a predicted model, not a curated record. Gene Ontology annotation, biological process: regulation of potassium ion transport; regulation of muscle contraction. Gene Ontology annotation, molecular function: potassium channel regulator activity. Bases 575 to 2548 code for a protein of 657 amino acids.